AUGCGCUUCUAUGUUGAUGGGAACAUCAGGUCAUUUGAUAUUCCCAUUUUUUCUGAUGAGAACAUCAGACCAUUUGAGAUUGCAUCGGACGGGGGAGUGGAACCCGGGGCGGCGACACACCCGGCGGGUAUUACAGGACCCGGGGCGACGACACCCCCGGCGGGUAUUACAGGACCCGGGGCGGCGACACACCCGGCGGGUAUUACAGGACCCGGGGCGACGACACACCCGGCGGGUAUUACAGGACCCGGGUUCGGCGACACCCCCGGCGGGUAUUACAGGACCCGGGGCGGCGACACCCCCGGCGGGUAUUACAGGACCCGGGGCGGCGACACCCCCGGCGGGUAUUACAGGACCCGGGGCGGCGACACCCCCGGCGGGUAUUACAGGGCCCGGGGCGACGACACCCCCGGCGGGUAUUACAGGACCCGGGGCGGCGACACACCCGGCGGGUAUUACAGGACCCGGGGCGACGACACCCCCGGCGGGUAUUACAGGACCCGGGGCGGCGACACACCCGGCGGGUAUUACAGGACCCGGGGCGACGACACCCCCGGCGGGUAUUACAGGACCCGCGGCGACGACACCCCCGGCGGGUAUUACAGGACCCGGGGCGGCGACACACCCGGCGGGUAUUACAGGACCCGGGGCGGCGACACACCCGGCGGGUAUUACAGGACCCGGGGCGACGACACCCCCGGCGGGUAUUACAGGACCCGCGGCGACGACACCCCCGGCGGGUAUUACAGGACCCGGGGCAACGACACACCCGGCGGGUAUUACAGGACCCGGGGCGACGACACCCCCGCCGGGUAUUACAGGACCCGGGGCGGCGACACACCCGGCGGGUAUUACAGGACCCGGGGCGACGACACCCCCGGCGGGUAUUACAGGACCCGCGGCGACGACACCCCCGGCGGGUAUUACAGGACCCGGGGCGACGACACCCCCGGCGGGUAUUACAGGACCCGGGGCGACGACACCCCCGGCGGGUAUUACAGGACCCGGGGCGACGACACCCCCGGCGGGUAUUACAGGACCCGGGGCGACGACACACCCGGCAGGUAUUACAGGACCCGGGGCGACGACACACCCGGCGGGUAUUACAGGACCCGGGGGCGGCGACACACCCGGCGGGUAUUACAGGACCCGGGGCGGCGACACCCCCGGCGGGUAUUACAGGACCCGGGGCGACGACACACCCGGCAGGUAUUACAGGACCCGGGGCGACGACACACCCGGCGGGUAUUACAGGACCCGGGGGCGGCGACACACCCGGCGGGUAUUACAGGACCCGGGGCGGCGACACACCCGCAAGGCCGCUCAACCUGA
Molecule: messenger RNA, 1332 nt
Organism: Procambarus clarkii (red swamp crayfish)
Lineage: Eukaryota; Metazoa; Arthropoda; Malacostraca; Decapoda; Cambaridae
Source: RefSeq, a predicted model, not a curated record